Molecule: messenger RNA, 801 nt
Organism: Xenia sp. Carnegie-2017
Lineage: Eukaryota; Metazoa; Cnidaria; Anthozoa; Malacalcyonacea; Xeniidae
Product: ATP synthase subunit O, mitochondrial-like
Exons: 7
Coding region: 23-679 (218 amino acids)
Biological process (GO): proton motive force-driven mitochondrial ATP synthesis
Molecular function (GO): proton-transporting ATP synthase activity, rotational mechanism
Source: RefSeq, a predicted model, not a curated record
GGGAACGACCAGGAAUUUCAAGAUGGCGAGUUUCACCGGCUUGAAAACUGUACAGAAAGCUGGAUUAAUUUCGCUGCGCUUAUUCAGCACUAAUGUGGCUAAAACAUCACAAGUAAAGGCUCCAGUGAAGGUAUUUGGUAUUGAAGGACGUUAUGCGCAUGCGUUGUACUCUGCUGCUUCAAAGAGCAAACAAUUGGAGAAAGUUGAAGGAGAACUUGUUAAGAUUGAGGGUUUACUUAAGACUGAUCCCAAACUUUCUGCCUUUUUGAAAGAUCCUACAUUGAAUAAAAUCAAAAAGCAAAGUGCGCUUCAGGAUGCCUUCAAGAAAUUGAAGUUCUCCGAUCUUACUAUCAAUCUUUUUGGUGCCUUGGCAGAGAAUAACAGACUUUCAUUGUCGAGCAAUGUCCUCAAAGCUUACAUGCAAAUUAUGUCUGCUCAUCGCAAGGAGGUUCCUUGUGUGGUGACCACAGCUAAACCAUUGGAUGCUUCAAACAUGAGAGAAUUGCAGCAGUCCUUGAAGAGUUUUGUUAAACCAGAUGAAACUCUUAAAAUUGAGACAAAGAUCGAUCCGGCAAUUAUUGGUGGUAUGAUCGUUAACAUAGCAGAUAAGUACGUAGAUAUGUCUAUAUCGACAAAGAUAAAGAAAAUAACAACGGCCAUGGAGGCUUCACUGAAUUGAGGAAAGUACAUUUGGAUUUAAUGCAUUUUGGAAAAACCAUUGCCUUCAUAAAAAGACUUGUGUAAAAGUCUGUAUGUUACCUCCGAGAGAAUAUUAUUUCAAUACAUUCUAUGUUUGUUGAA